AUGUCAGUUACAUCUGCAUUGCCGCUUUUGGCGUUAUUGAAGGAAUCUGACAACACUGUUAAGACUCAUGCAUUACAAUCAAUUAAAGACGUGGUAGAUCAACAGUGGUCCGAGAUAUCAAAUGAUAUUACCGAAAUAGAAGCAUUGUAUGAUGAUGUAUCCUUUCCUGAUCGUAGACUAGCAGCAAUUGUGGCCUCAAAAGUGUAUUAUAACCUUGGAGAAUAUCAACUAGCGGUUAAGUAUGCCCUAGCUGCAGGAGAGUAUUUGAAUAUCGAUGAACAGUCGCAAUAUGUCGAAACGAUUGUGUCACAGAGUAUCGAAAUGUAUAUUGAAUUUGCUUCUAGUAACUACGAAUCGGAACCUGUUGAAAUUGAUCCACAUUUGGUUUCUAUCUUUGAGAGAAUGUUGAAGAAGUGUGUUUCUUCAGGGGAGUAUAAACUUGCAUUGGGAAUCGCAUUAGAAAGUUACAGACUUGAUGUUGUUGAGAAGCUUCUCACUUCCCAGGACACCAGUACUAAUGCCCUCAAAUUGUGCUCUUACACAUUGGCUGUAUGUACCACUGCAUUAACCAAUACUCGCUUUAAAUUGAGCGUAUUGAAGAAGUUGUAUGAAAUUGUCAUGAACAUGCCUGCCCCAGACUACUUUAUUAUCUCAAAAAUUAUCGUACAGUUAAAUGAUAUCGAAUUUGCCAAGGAGCUCUUCUUCAAGUUAAAUUCAACUAAAUCAUAUGAUGUUUCCUACCAAAUCGCUUUUGACCUAGUAAACUCAGCCUCUCAGGGAUUAUUGAAGGAUCUUUCUAAUUCCUUGGACGCCAAUGUAUACGAUCCUAAGUUACUUGAAAUCCUUUCCGGUAUACCCACCUGCGAUUUGCAAAACACUUUUCUAUUUGAGAACAAAACCAUAGACAAGGCUCUUCUGAAUAAGAUGAAAUCAUCUUUGGAUGGUAAAUUCUCCUUAUUCCACACAGCUGUGAGUGUGUCCAAUGCUUUUAUGCACGCAGGGACUACGGAUGAUAGUUUUAUCAGACAAAAUUUACAAUGGUUAGGCAAAGCCCAAAACUGGGCCAAAUUUACCGCUACUGCUUCACUAGGUGUUAUUCACCAAGGCAACCUCUCAGAUGGAAGAAAGAUAAUGGAGCCUUAUUUGCCAGGAAAUGGUUCAAAAUCGAGGUAUAUCAAAGGUGGUUCAUUAUAUGGUCUAGGUUUAAUUUUUGCCGGCUACGGUAAGGAAUCAACUGACUACUUAAAAGAGCAAAUUCAAGCUAAUAGUUCUUCCGUUGGAGAAGAGGAUGUAGAUGUGUUGCUACAUGGUGCUUGUUUAGGUAUUGGGUUGUCAGGUAUGGGCUCGGACGAUGUGAAUGUUUGUGAGAUGUUGAAAGAAGUGUUAUAUGGAGACUCAGCUAAAUCUGGUGAUGCGGCUGCUUUGGCUAUUGGUUUAAUUUUACUAGGUUCAGGUAACCAAACUGUUAUUCAGGACUUGUUAACUUACGCAGAAGAGACUCAACACGGUAAUAUCACAAGAAGUUUAUCGAUUGCCUUAGCUCUCAUAAAUUACGGCAAAGAGGAACUAGCUGACGACUUGAUUGAUAAGUUACUAGCCAGUGAGAACGCCCUGUUACGCUAUGGUGGUGCCUACACAAUCGCCUUAGCCCAUGCAGGGACCGGAAAUAAUAAGGCUGUGAAAAAACUUCUUCACGUCGCAGUCUCGGACUCCGACGACGAUGUUAGAAGGGCAGCAGUCACUGCCCUAGGUUUCGUGUUAAUUCGUGAAUAUACUACCGUCCCAAGAAUCGUAGAACUUUUGUCAAAAUCACAUAACGCUCAUGUCCGUUGUGGUACUGCGUUCGCUUUGGGUGUAUCCUGCGCUGGUAGAGGCUUACAGGCAGCUGUGGAUGUAUUAGAACCUCUUUUGAAGGAUCCAGUUGAUUAUGUUCGUCAAGCUGCUAUGAUUGCCACUUCAAUGAUAUUGAUUCAGCAGACUGAAAAAACGAAUUCAAAGGUGAAGGAAGUUAAUGAACAGUUCAUGUCAGUAAUUGGAAACAAGCACCAGGAAGGACUAGCAAAGUUCGGUGCCUGUAUUGCCCAAGGUAUCAUGAACGCUGGUGGUAGGAAUGUAACCAUCGAAUUGGAGAACACCGAAAUGGGAACUUUGAACAGUAGAUCAAUAAUUGGUUUAAUGAUGUUCUCCCAAUUUUGGUACUGGUUCCCAUUGUCCCACUUUUUAUCGCUUUCGUUCACUCCAACUACCUUAGUGGGUUUGCGUGCUAGCGAUUUGGCAAUUCCUAAAUUUGCUUUCAAAUGUCAUACGAAGGAGGGAAUUUUCACCUAUCCUCGCAUGUACGAAGAAGAGGUGGACAAAAAUAUAGAAAAGUUUGCAGCUGCCGUCUUGUCAACUACCGCCAAGGCCAAGGCAAGAGCUAAGAAAGGUAAAAAAGGAGAACAUGAAAAGGUUAAAGAAAAGGAUGCAGAAAAAGUAAAUGAAGAAAAGCAAGAGGUGGAACUGGAGGAAAAAAAGAAGGAAGAGGCCAAGAAUACUGAAGAAGCUAAGAUCAAAUACACGACAACGAGCUAUGAUGUUGAAAACCUCACCCGUGUGCUUCCGCAGCAACUCAAAUUCAUAUCUUUUGCGAAAGAUAGCCGUUUUGUACCUGUUCGCAAAUUCAGAGGAAACUCAGGUGUCAUUAUCGUUGAGGAUAAGACACCUGAAGAACCACUAGAAUUAAUCAAGACCGUAAGACAAACAAAAGAUAUAUAUGCCCCAUUACCAUCUUCAUUUAAAGUCGAGGAUUCUCUUGAAUUUUAA
Kluyveromyces lactis is the source of this 2802-nucleotide messenger RNA. RefSeq names its product proteasome regulatory particle base subunit RPN2 (gene RPN2). Bases 1 to 2802 code for a protein of 933 amino acids. Gene Ontology annotation, biological process: proteasome-mediated ubiquitin-dependent protein catabolic process; regulation of protein catabolic process. The transcript has a single exon. Gene Ontology annotation, cellular component: nucleus; proteasome regulatory particle, base subcomplex; proteasome storage granule. The record is from RefSeq and is a predicted model, not a curated record. NCBI's taxonomy places the organism in Eukaryota, Fungi, Ascomycota, Saccharomycetes, Saccharomycetales, Saccharomycetaceae. Gene Ontology annotation, molecular function: enzyme regulator activity.